Molecule: messenger RNA, 1537 nt
Organism: Chelmon rostratus (copperband butterflyfish)
Lineage: Eukaryota; Metazoa; Chordata; Actinopteri; Chaetodontiformes; Chaetodontidae
Gene: otud6b
Product: OTU deubiquitinase 6B
Exons: 8
Coding region: 4-912 (302 amino acids)
Biological process (GO): protein deubiquitination
Molecular function (GO): cysteine-type deubiquitinase activity
Source: RefSeq, a predicted model, not a curated record
GUCAUGGAGGAGGAGAUAGUGGAGACACCAGAGGAGCAGCUGGCUAAGCAGCACCGCAAGGAAAAGAAAGAUUUACAAGCUAAAAUCCAGAGCAUGAAAAAUGCAGUCCCCAAAAAUGACAAGAAAAAGAGGAAACAGUUGACAGAGGAGAUCGCCAAGCUAGAGGCUGACCUCAACCAAAAACAUGAGGAGGAAUUCAGUCAACUCCAGUCUACAGCUGACAUAAAGUCUCACGAGGUGGCGGAGGUGUUAAAUGGAGUGCAGACCAUAAAGAUGGUGGAUGGAGAGCAAGAAGAGGCCAAACAGCCUCGUGUAACCAAGGCCCAGAGGAGAAGGGACAAGAAGGCUGCCCAGGAGAAGGAGAGGGAGAACAGGAUAGCAGAAGCUGAGGUGCAAAACCUGCAGGGCGUGAGGCACCAGGAGGGUUUGAUGCUGGCUCAGAAACUCGCCCAGCAACAGCUUCAGAUCAAGGAGAUCUCCUCUGACGGCCACUGCAUGUACCGUGCCGUUGAAGAUCAGCUGGCACAACGAUCAAAGCCUGGAUUAAUCAUGAGUGUGAAAGAACUGCGGUCCCGCACUGCUGAGCACAUGAGAAGCCAUGCUGAUGACUUCCUGCCUUUCCUCACCAACCCCAACACUGGUGACAUGUACACAACAGAUGAGUUUGAGAAAUACUGCAGUGAGGUGGAGCACACAGCAGCUUGGGGUGGACAGCUGGAAUUGAGAGCUUUGACCCAAGUUCUUCACUUGCCAAUAGAAGUGAUCCAGGCCAACUCCUCAGCUAUAAAGAUCGGGGAGGAAUUUGAUAGUGAGCCCAUCACCCUCGUCUAUAUGCGUCAUGCCUUUGGACUAGGAGAGCACUACAAUUCUGUGGAGCGGCUAAAGGACCCAGCCAACGCAGAGGACAGCUGAGAGGCAGCCCAGUCUUGGUGUGACAUAAACCAGUGUGUGUAAUACAGAGAGUGUUGAAACCACUCACACCAAGGGCCCCUAGAUACAAAUGUAUUUGGAGGGAGACCCCAUACUGAAGGCAUUGUUAAGCUGAGCUUCUCGGUUUAGAAGUCAAAAGAUAUCAGUGGGGGGAGCGAAAUUUAAUUCAUCCCUUCUGAGAACAGUAUCUUUGUGCUUAUGAAAAAUAGCAUAGAAAGGAAAGCAACUUAUUAAUCAUUUUACUCUGGACUCUCUUAGUCUAUCCCAAUAACUGACGGGGUUCCCUUCAGCAUCUUUAUCCAAAUCCACUUGGCAGGAGUGGAUGUAAGAGCUGUUGAUCACUCAACCAAAUGUCAACACUGAGGGGUUGUUGGACUCGUGCAGUGUUCUUGGAAAGAACUGAAUUGUUGAACUUGUAAAUCAUAUCAGUGUUACAUAAACACAUAAAAUACUAAUGACGUAUGCGACUGCUUGAUUUUUAAUAUGCCCAAUGAGGAAAAUAGCAUUAAUUGGUUUUAAAUAAACACUCUUCUCAAUAUGAGACUGUGAAAGAUGGCCAUUUUAUUUCUUCAACUUAAGGUGAUCGUUAGGAGGCAUCCAUUCAUUC